AUGUCAGACAAACUCCCAGACCAGGCGGUGCAGGCUGCCGAUAAGGCAGUCGAGCAGGUUAAGCAAGCGGCGGAGAGCGUCAAGCGGGAAGCAAAAGCUAAUGGCGGAGUGGGCGGCAAUGCAGCGGCCGCGCUGAGACAGGCGGAUAGAUUUGUGCUGCGGUUGAACAAAUUAAUCGCAACCCCCGGUGGCCUCUCCGCCUUCCUCUCCACGUCAAACUACAUUCUCUACAUCCUCGCAUACUUGCAACCGCGCGCUCCCACCGUCUACGCCACGCUCCUCACGACUCUCAAAUUCUCCUCCUCGUCCAUUACGCUCACCGCCGUCGACCCCUCCGCAGUCCCACCCCUCGUUGCGCUCGCCCAACUCCUCUCAAAAUGCCGCACAACCCUCCGCCUCCUCGGCACGCUCCCGCUAUACGCCUGGUUGCGUAGCCUGAUGGCCGGCCCGAAGCCGGGCAGCGAUGUCGUAUUGCAUAGGAUAGCAGUCGUGCAGGCAACCAGUUACUUCGCAUACCAGAUCUUGGAGAACAUAUGCGUGUUAGCAGACCAUGGCGUUGUUCCGCCUAGCUUCAUUGCAAAGCUGAACCGGAGAGAUCCUACGACUGCUCGGCUGUAUACUACGGCGUACAGGCUCUGGCUUGCAGGUGUGAGCUGUGAUUUCCUCAGGCUGGCGAGGGAGGCGCAGAAUAUCAAUGCGAAGCGUGCAGCCAGGGGCCAGGAAGAGAAGGGUGAAGUGGCGGUGAGGGAGGAGGACGAGAGGGUGGAUCGGAGGUGGUGGAUGGAUGCGGCGAUUGCGGUGGCGUGGUUCCCGAUGGCGCUCCAUUUCAGUGGGGUUACGGGCGGUGUGCCUGGGUGGCAUUUGGGCUGGAUGGGAGUUUGUGGGUUGGUUGCGGGCGGAGAGAGGAUGAGGGGUUUGUGGAAGAUGACGGCAUGA
Messenger RNA from Didymosphaeria variabile, 936 nucleotides. RefSeq lists its product as uncharacterized. Gene Ontology annotation, cellular component: peroxisomal membrane. NCBI's taxonomy places the organism in Eukaryota, Fungi, Ascomycota, Dothideomycetes, Pleosporales, Didymosphaeriaceae. Gene Ontology annotation, biological process: peroxisome fission. The record is from RefSeq and is a predicted model, not a curated record. The transcript is spliced from 2 exons. The coding region runs from base 1 to 936 and encodes 311 amino acids.